Molecule: messenger RNA, 7774 nt
Organism: Myxocyprinus asiaticus (Chinese sucker)
Lineage: Eukaryota; Metazoa; Chordata; Actinopteri; Cypriniformes; Catostomidae
Product: phospholipid-transporting ATPase ABCA3-like
Exons: 31
Coding region: 238-5370 (1710 amino acids)
Biological process (GO): lipid transport; transmembrane transport
Cellular component (GO): membrane; intracellular membrane-bounded organelle
Molecular function (GO): lipid carrier activity; ABC-type transporter activity; ATP hydrolysis activity
Source: RefSeq, a predicted model, not a curated record
CGUGACCGCAUUUGUUGUGUCCGCACCGCUCGGCCGCUGAGCUGCAAUGUCAUCAUCUUCAUUUUCAUCAAUAUUAUCGCACUUAUGACUCACAUUUAUUGACCGAACUCAUUCGAAUCCGAGCCGAGCGGGAGCCCGAAUAUUUACUCAAUGCUUGCGGACUGAAAGAGACGAUAUUAGUGGCCUGUGCAGGAGAGACAGACGGAGUGUAAGGUUGUGAAGUUUUGAACGUUGAUUAUGGCCGUUUGGCAACAGUUUGGAUUGCUGCUCUGGAAAAACUAUAUUCAGCAAAAGCGUCAGAUCUUGGUAACUCUGGUGGAGAUCGCUCUGCCUCUGCUCUUCUCAGCCACCCUGAUCGUUCUGCGACAGAAGGUGCCGUUCACAAUCUACCCGAAUGUAACGCACUACCACAGUUUCUCUGUGAACGUGCUGCCGUUCACUCUCUGCUUCUCUGCCCGGGACCUGCAGCUGGCCUACGUGCCCGGCAAUGCUAGUGUGGUGCGGAAAAUCGCUGAGGAUGUUCAGCGGAGCCUGGGGUCAUGCCUCACUUCUGUCCGUGGCUUUGAAACGGAAGAACAGUUUGAAGAGUUUGUGAAAACAGACCCUGCAUCAGCAAAGAUCUUGGCAGCUGUUGUCUUCGAACACUCUUUCACACAUGAAGAUGAUCCACUUCCUCUGCAGGUUGGCUAUCAUCUGCGCUUCACGUACAGCCCCCGAAACGCUCCAGAUCGCGAGAAAUCCGAGCUCAACCCAAACAAUGAUCUGGACUGGCACACCCUCAGCCUGUUUCCCCUCUUCCAGCUUCCCGGACCACGAGAACAACAUGAGUCACAUGGCGGCACGCCAGGAUAUUUCCGUGAGGGUUUCCUGCAGGUGCAGCACGCGGUGGACAGAGGCAUCAUGAAGGCCUACAACAGCACGGCAGCGUCAGCCCUCUUCAAACAUACCCAAGUGCUUCUGUCCCGUUUUCCAUACCCAGCGUUCAUCUACGACGUCUUCAUCCUGGCAAUCCAAAACCAGCUUCCCCUGCUGCUCGUGCUCAGCUUCACCUACACGUCUCUGAACAUCAUUCGCGCUGUGGUACAGGAAAAGGAGAGAAAACUCAAGGAGUACAUGCGGAUGAUGGGUCUCAGUAACUGGCUACACUGGAGCGCCUGGUUCCUCAUGUUUUUCCUCUUCCUUUCCAUCUCCAUCUUCCUCAUCACUGUCCUCAUCUGUGUCAAGGUGAGUCCCAACGGAGCGGUUUUGACGUACAGUGACCCAACACUGGUGUUUGUCUUCCUGCUGGUGUUUGCCGUGUCCACCAUCAACUUCAGCUUCAUGAUCAGUGUGCUCUUUUCCAGAGCGAAUGUGGCCGCAGCAGCAGGUGGAUUCAUCUACUUUAUGAGUUACCUGCCAUAUCUCUUCCUGUGGCCUCGCUAUGACCUGCUGUCACACGCACAGAAAGUGUCUGCCUGCCUCAUAUCCAACGUGGCCAUGGCAUUGGGAGCACAGCUUAUCGGCAUGUUUGAGGGCAAAGGUACUGGGAUCCAGUGGCAUAAUCUGUUUGAGUCGGUGUCUGUUGACGAUGACUUCUCCCUAGCUCAAGUGCUCGGUCUCCUGCUGUUGGAUGCCUUACUGUAUGGUCUUGUCGCCUGGUAUGUGGAGGCUGUGUUUCCUGGAGAAUAUGGAGUCCCUCUUCCAUGGUACUUCUUCAUUCUGCCUUCAUACUGGUGCAGCAGUCCUCGUGUGGUCCUGCUGAAAGAAAAGGAGGAAGAGGAGGACGCUGAGAAGGCAUUAAAGGGCGAGUUCAUUGAAGAGGAGCCAGCUGGACUGGUUUCAGGGGUGAAGAUCAAACACCUGGGAAAGGUGUUCAAAGUGGGCAAUAAAACCAAGGAGGCGGUGAAGAAUUUAACACUCAACAUGUUUGAAAGCCAGAUUACCGUCUUACUGGGUCACAACGGUGCAGGCAAGACCACCACACUGUCUAUGCUAACAGGCCUUUUCCCGCCCAGCAGUGGCCGUGCAUACAUUAAUGGUUAUGACAUUUGUCAGGACAUGGCUCUGAUCCGACGCAGUCUUGGACUGUGUCCACAGCACGAUGUGCUGUUUGAUAAUCUCACUGUUCGAGAGCACUUGCUUUUCUAUACACAGCUGAAGGGUUACCCUCUUGAAAAGAUCCCGGGUGAGGUGGACCGCAUCAUUGGGAUACUUAACCUGGAAGAUAAGCGGAACGCUCGAUCCAAGACCCUCUCUGGCGGGAUGAAGAGGAAGCUUUCUAUCGGCAUCGCCCUCAUUGGAGACUCUAAGGUCGUGAUGUUGGACGAGCCCACUUCAGGUAUGGACCCAUCAGCUCGUCGGGCCACCUGGGACCUACUGCAGGGCGAGAAACACGGCCGUACCAUCCUGUUAACCACACACUUCAUGGACGAAGCCGACCUGCUAGGCGACCGUAUCGCUAUCAUGGCCAGCGGAGAACUGCAGUGCUGUGGCUCACCACUCUUCCUCAAAAACAAAUACGGUGCUGGUUAUCACAUGGUGAUCGUAAAAGACUCUUUUUGUAACGUGUCAGAGAUCACUCGACUAGUCCACAUGUAUGUGCCCAACGCCACUUUAGAAAGCAGUGCAGGCGCUGAACUCUCCUACAUACUGCCUAAAGAAAGCACCAACCGGUUUGAGCUGUUGUUUGCUGAGCUGGAGAUGAAUCGAGAGGAGUUGGGCAUCGCCAGCUAUGGAGCAUCUGUCACCACCAUGGAGGAAGUUUUCCUCAGGGUCGGAAAGCUUGUGGACUCCAGUCUGGAUAUUCAGGCCAUCCAACUUCCAGCUCUACAGUACCAGCAUGAGCGCAGGUCACAUGACUGGACGGUGGACGACUCCAGCAGUGUCAGCGGUUUGACAGACAUCACGGAUUUCACUGACAGCGGCACUCUUAUUUCAGAGGAUGGCUCCAACAUCAAACUCAACACGGGGGCCAGACUGUACAUGCAGCAGUUCUAUGCCAUGUUCCUCAAGAGGGCGCUCUACAGUUGGCGCAAUUGGAAAGUGAUGGUGGCUCAGUUUCUUGUGCCACUAAUUUUUACCGUCGUGGCCCUUGUGGUGGCCCGCACUGUCCCUGGAAGCCACAAUUCACCCCAACUCCGACUGGCACUAAAACAUUACGGCUCUACACGUGUACCCGUCACUGUCGCCGCCAAUGCGGGGCCAUUAGCUACAGCUCUGGCUGAACUCUACACUUCACAACUGCCUGCCCAGAAUGCCAUAGCUGUCACUAAUAUAACAGAUUUGUCGGAGUAUGUACUGUACAGUGCUGAGAGGGAGGGUGGAGCAUUUAACGAGCACUGUGUUGUGGGUGCGGCUUUCAAAAUCAAAGCUGCGACAGAGACAGAGGUCAUUGGCUACUUCAACAACCAGGGGUAUCACACCUCAGCUACGGCCCUCAUGUUGGUCGACAACGCUCUUUACAAGUUACUGGCCGGACCGAAUGCCUCCAUCCAGACUGGAAAUGAUCCGAUGCCCCGCAACAUGUCCGAGAUGGCCCAGAGCCAGCUUUCUGAGGGUCAGACUGGCUUUGCCAUCGCUAUAAACCUCAUGUAUGGCAUGGCAUCAUUGGCCAGCACCUUUGCUCUGCUCCUGGUCUCAGAGCGCUCGGUGAAGUCCAAACAUGUGCAGCGGGUCAGCGGGGUCUACCUCUCUAACUUCUGGUUCUCUGCUCUGCUGUGGGACCUUGUCAACUUCCUGUUGCCCUGCCUGCUCAUGCUGGUGGUGUUUCGGGUGUUUUCUGUGAAAGCGUUUGUAGCAGAAAACCACUUGGUGGAUGUGUUGUUAUUGUUGCUGCUGUAUGGCUGGGCUGUGAUUCCACUCAUGUACCUGCUAAGCUUCCUGUUCAGCACAGCCGCCACCGCUUACACACGACUCACCAUCUUCAACAUCAUCAGCGGUACCGCUACCUUCCUUGCCGUCACCAUCAUGACCAUACCAGAGCUGAAUCUGCAAAAUCUCUCCCACCUGCUGGACAAAGUCUUCCUGCUGUUCCCGAAUUAUUGUCUGGGCAUGUCCUUCAGCCAGUUCUACCAGAACUAUGAGGUCAUCACCUUCUGCACCUCCAGCCCCUUAGCGGAGAUCAUAUGCAAGUUAUACAACAUCACGUAUCAAGUGAACUACUUUUCUUUGGAGGAGCCUGGUGUGGGGCGCUUCCUGGUGGCCAUGUUCCUGCAGGGUGUGGUCUUCAUCGCCCUGGUCUUCCUCAUUGAGCUCCAGUUCAUCCACAUCCUCCUAAACCUCUGCAGGAGACGCAGGAAGACUCUGCUGCUGGCAGAAGAAGCUCUGCAGCCUGAGGACAGAGAUGUUGCAGAGGAGAGGAAAAGAGUUUUGGAUUGUCAGCCAGUGAUUGAGUCUAUGGUGGGCAGCCCACUCAUCCUGCAUGAGCUCAGCAAGGUGUACUCAGGAGGGCAGUCGCUGUUAGCAGUGGAUCGCUUGUCCCUGGCUGUCGGGAAGGGUGAGUGCUUUGGUUUGCUUGGAUUUAAUGGGGCAGGAAAGACCACGACAUUCAAAAUGCUGACUGGAGAUGAAAGCAUAACUUCAGGGGAUGCCUUCAUUGAUGGCUACAGCAUCAUCCGAGAUGUGAAAAAGGUGCAGCAGAGAAUCGGCUACUGUCCUCAAUUUGAUGCGGUGUUGGAUCACAUGACAGGGCGAGAAACACUGAGCAUGUACGCCAGACUGAGGGGAAUCCCCGAAAAAUACGUCUCAGCCUGUGUAGAAAAUGUCCUGCGCUCACUGUUGCUUGAACCUUACGCUGACAAACUUGUCCGCAGCUACAGUGGUGGCAAUAAGAGGAAGUUGAGUGCAGGCAUGGCUUUGAUCGGCGGUCCGCCCGUGAUUUUCCUGGAUGAGCCGUCCACUGGCAUGGACCCUGUGGCCAGACGCCUGCUGUGGGAUGCAAUUACACGCACCAGAGAGUCUGGCAAAGCCAUCAUUAUAACCUCACACAGUAUGGAGGAGUGUGAGGCAUUGUGUACACGGCUGGCUGUCAUGGUGAACGGUCAGUUCAAAUGUCUGGGCAGCCCACAGCACCUGAAGAGCAAAUUUGGGAGUGGCUACACGCUGCUGGCUAAAGUCCACAUUGAGACAGAUUUAGAGGAAAUGGACCUUCAGCUCUUUAAAGACUUCAUUGAAAGCACCUUUCCAGGAAGUUUACUAAAGGAUGAACAUCAGGGAAUGGUGCACUACCACCUGACUGACAAAUCCCUUACCUGGGCACAGGUGUUUGGGGUUUUGGAAACAGCCAAAGAAAAGUACCGCAUCGAGGACUACUGCGUGAGUCAGAUCUCUCUGGAGCAGGUGUUCCUCAGCUUCGCUCAGUUUCAGCACUGUUCCGAGAGUCACAGGAAAUGACACGCUACAGUGCAGAAGGGGGCACUCAGGCGCUCCUCGAAUUCAUCUCCAUCUGUUGAAUGGGAGGUACAGCCUGGGCUAACUGACCCUCUGGAGUCACACCACAAGACUGCUCAGGUGUCUAUCUUCAGAUGCACAUCUGUAACAUGAUCAUACACACAUAAAAACACUCCCAGACUCAACUACUGUGUCGAAUGGAAGCAGGACCACUAACCUACAAUCUUGGCCAGUCGAUUAACCGUAUAGGGUGUUUAUUAAAGUCUGUGUUCGUGUGUUUGCGAGCAGUUUGAGUUUGAAUGGGAAGUCCGUCACAUCAACUGAUACCGUCCUCAAAGGUGCAUCUUGCGUCACUGUGUCCUGACUUUGAAUUUUAAUUGGUGGGUACGUGCGCCACUAGGCCUGCAAUGAAAAGAUGUUUUUUCAUUAUUUGUGAGUGUGACAGGCAAAAUGUUGUUUGUGUGCACUUGUGUAUGAUCGUUCUAUUAUUUAUGAAUGUCUAUUUUUAUUGAUUUUUGUCCACUUGUUUUCAGCUGUGGUCUUAACGCAGAAGGUACAGUACGUGUUAUUCGCCCCUUACUGAUAAAAUAUGCAAAAAAGGUGGAAAUGUUUCUAAAUAUGGGAUGUCCAGAACAAGAAUACGAAAUAAGUCUAAGAACAUGUUGCACUUUUGGGAUUUGCAGUGUUAUAGGAUAUGAAAUAAAUGAAAAAAAGUUAUUAAUUUUUUAGAAUAUCAUUAACUGAAGAAUUUAUACGAUAACUUUGUUCCACCUUGUCUAGUCACUUCAAUUUUGCAUCACAGUCAGGUAUCAAUUUUUCAUGCAGAAAAUCAUUGUGGAAAAUAGAUUCCUCUUAAAAUUUGUAUUGCAACAUAACAUUUAGAUACAACUUUUUUUCUAUUAAAAAAUGCGAAAUCACUCAUUCUCCAAAGAAACGUUCCAUUCAUUUUUCAAACAAAACAUAGUUUGAAAAAGACACUUGUUUGUUCUCUCAACAUUUCCAAUUGAGAUUGAGACAGAUUUUUUUUGUAUUAUUGUGUAAUGGUCGGAUGGAUGGAUUAUCCUCUGUUUCGGGAUUCUUGUAAAAGCAAUGGACAAAUUUAAUUCUAACCAGUGUGACAUGGGCUUUUCGUAGAUGAACACUAGAGGGCAUACAGUGCCUUCAUUUAUGUCCACGUCAAACUCAACGUCUCUUUAGAUGCACUAAAUGUCCAAUUUGAUCAGGACCUGUCAUGGAGAAAAAUCGACAAUAUUUACUGAUGUCUUGUUAACAGAUGCUUUUUUUUUAGUUGACGCCAACACACUAUUCCAACUUUAUCCUGCUGUGUUUAUGUUUGAAUCUGAUGUUCAUUUGCACUAUAAAUGUGGACCAAUUCACACUUUUUGAAGGAUCCAUCAAAACGAGCAUGCAGUCCAUUAGGCGUGAAGUAUCGUAAAGCAAGAGGGUUACUUUUAAGAUUAGUUUCUAACUAGGGCCUCAUGAUUAACGUCUAAUCACGUUCAAUUCAAUGAAACAAUUUACAAAAAGUAGAUUUUUUUUUUUUUUGGGAAAAAUUUUAACCAACAUUUUUUCUGCUUGUGUUUCACGAAUGAGGCCCAGUUUAUAUAAGAAUGGUCUUACAAAUGAUUUGCACAGACAUUUGUUCUUGUGUUUGGUGAAUGAGGUCAAAGACAAUACCUAAGGCUGAUCUUCUGCUUUGAGGCCUUGCCUUAAGAAGAAGCCAUUUCUAAAGUAGCGUCACCCUGUGGUUCAUCGUGUGAAGUGACUUCACCAUUCCUUUAUUAAGAAAGAAGAGCCGCCAAGCUAAUUUCUCAAAUAUAUUGCACAUUGUUAUGCUAGGUUUCCUCUUUAGCACACUGAGUCAAUAUUGAGUCAGAUUGUAAGACGUCAAGAGUCUUCGACAUCACUAUAUCCGUGUGGCACCCUUCUAAAAAACUGUCUUUGAUGGGAAGUGGGGCGGAUGUUUCGCAGGCAGUACUGACAUCGCUUUAACUUGCCUUGAUCUAUUUUUCCGUCCAGAUUCGUGUUAAUUGAAUGUACUUUCUUAGCCAAGGGGGAAAACAUGGGCUUAUUUGUCACCUUAACCCUGUACAAACUGACAUACUGUUGAUAAAAUAGGGCUUUAAGGUGACUUGACCACAGAUUGUCUCUUUCUAUGGUUUUGUCGUUAAUUAGUCUGUUUUUCAUGCGUUUGCACAGUGCAAUGGCUGUCGUGUCUGAACUGCUUGUUAUGAAACUGAAAUACUGCAUUUUGAGGGCAGAGAAGGCAAAGUUGAAAAUGUUCAUCAUGACAAUGUUGAUUUAAAUGGAAAAUGUACCAUAAUGCAAAAAGGAAUUAUAAUCUUGUGUACUGUAUCACUAAAUUAACCUUGUGUACAAUGUAAGUAACAUUUUUUUUUUUUUUUUU